CCUCCUCUCUUUCUCUCUCUACCUACUACACUAACUGGGGAGGGAAGAAUAGUCCCUAUUUUUGGUAAAAUAAAUUAUUAAAAUAUUUGGUUGAACUUGCAAGAAGGAGCAUAUCAUCCAGACCUUUUUUGCCUUUCACUAGUCUUCCCUUCUCUCUCUCUCUCUCCCCUCCUUCUUGUGGUGUAUCAACUUUCAAUACAUUAUCCACUCUACUGUGUGCACAAAUCCAUGACUUCAUAUUCUUUAAGUGCCUAACAGGCAGCAUCGAGUGGUCGGUGAAGGAAGAAGUGAGCAUCACACUGCUGCUAUUGUCUGCAAGUGCAAAAGUUAACCAAACAAAGGGGGACCUUGAAGAAGUUGAGGAGGGAAAAGUGGAAUUUUUAUUUUUCUUUGUUGUUUCUUAUGGACUGGAAUUUGAAAGCACCUUCUUGGGAUUUGGUGGAUGUGGAUAAUAAGGCAACCUUAGCCAACAUGGAAAAAAUGGAGGAUCAGCAAAACAGGUUUGGAGUUUAUAGAAUGAAGGGGGAGUUUUCAGUUGACUUGAAGCUUGGGCAAGUGGGGAAUUCUGGCACUGACUCAGUACUAGGGAAGUCCAAAGAUGUUGUUGUUGCAACUGGUGGUGGAGUCUCCAAAGUUGCAUCCUCACCUUCAUCAGGGUCUUCUAAGAGAGCUAGAGCCAUUAACAACACAUCACUCACUGUUUCAUGCCUUGUGGAUGGGUGCAAUUCAGAUCUUAGCAAUUGUAGAGACUAUCAUAGGCGCCAUAAGGUGUGUGAACUCCACUCCAAGACCCCAGAAGUCACAAUUGGUGGCCUAAAGCAAAGGUUCUGCCAACAAUGUAGCAGGUUCCAUUCGCUAGAGCAAUUUGAUGAAAGAAAAAGAAGCUGCAGGAAACGUUUAGAUGGACACAACAGAAGGAGAAGAAAGCCUCAGCCAGAACCUCUUACGCGACCUGGUAGUUUUUUGUCCAAUUACCAAGGGACCCAGUUGCUACCCUUCUCAAGUCCACAUGUGUAUCCUUCCACUGCCAUGGUGAGCCCCUCUUGGAGUGGUGGGAUAGUCACUUCCUCUGCAGAAGCUAGGUUCUACAACCAACACCACCAAGUGCAUCAUUUGGUCGAAAAACAAGACCUUUUCCUGGGAUCUUCCCACAAGGAAGGGAAGCAAGUAGCAUUCUUACACAGCAACCACCAAACCCCACCACCUUUUCCACCUGCUUCGCUUCUCAGAACCGCCACCACCGCCACCACCACAACCCCUUUAACAUCCAAUAAUAGUAAUUCGGUGCAUGACUCUCCUUGUGCUCUCUCUCUUCUGUCAUCAUCACAGACGCACACUCAUGGGAACGCCUUGAAUCAAAUGGUGCAGCCUCCUUCCAUGUCCCUCAUGCAGCCCUUGGGCCUGAGCCUGCAGGAUAAUAACAGCCUUGAGUCCGUGAACCAUUGUUCGUCCAUGUAUAGCUUGGGCUCUGAUGGGUCCCAGUGCAAUGAAGCUCCUCAACUCUCUCCCUUUCAAUGGGAAUAGAUUCAUAUGUAUACUUUCUUUGUUCCUUAUUAUUACUAAUGGAUUCUUUCCCCCACAGACUAGUGGAAUUCUCAUUUACUCUCCCUUUAAUCGAGGCAAUGCCUAUGGACAAUUCAUCAUACUGUUUCUGUUUGUAUCUUCGGGGAAAGAAUAACUCGACAUUUUUACUUAUGAUUCGAAAUGGGAAUCGUAAAAGGAAAAUGUUGAUGCACGUAGCAUUUGAAAAUGUUUCAUAAUAAUUGAUGUUUUUACUUUUCAA
Molecule: messenger RNA, 1783 nt
Organism: Cajanus cajan (pigeon pea)
Lineage: Eukaryota; Viridiplantae; Streptophyta; Magnoliopsida; Fabales; Fabaceae
Product: squamosa promoter-binding-like protein 13A
Cellular component (GO): nucleus
Molecular function (GO): DNA binding
Source: RefSeq, a predicted model, not a curated record